Messenger RNA from Teleopsis dalmanni, 870 nucleotides. RefSeq lists its product as uncharacterized. The record is from RefSeq and is a predicted model, not a curated record. Lineage: Eukaryota; Metazoa; Arthropoda; Insecta; Diptera; Diopsidae. The coding region runs from base 1 to 870 and encodes 289 amino acids. The transcript has a single exon.
AUGAGAAACAAAGUUGAAGCCAUAAAUGAAGCAUUAAAUGAAACAUACCUAGUAUAUAGAGAAACAAUAAACUACUUUAUUGUAACAAAGCAACUUUCAUCAAUGAUCGACGAAACGUCACGUACACAACGAGAAAUAAUUAAUCUAUUGAUAGACAUAAACCACAACAAAAUAAAUCCUACCUUACUGAAACCACAUCAGUUACAAAACGCGAUUAUGCAAAUAAAAGACAGGCUAACAAAUAACGUGCAACUACCAGGAAAAAAAGGCGGAAUUGAUUUACAAAUCAUAUACAAAUUACUAGAAGCCAAUGGGAUAUUCGUUAGUACCAAAUUAAUAAUAAGUGCAAAAAUUCCGCUAUUAUCAAUACACCCAUCAUCAGUGUAUGAGGUAAUACCUCUAUCAAUUAAGAAGGGUGAUACAAUGAUAAUACCAAAGAUAUCAAAAACGAUAUUAUUAUAUAAUUUCGACAUAGACUCUUAUCACCUAAUGACUCAAACAACCUUUAACAAAUGUAUUAGAAUAAGUACAAACAAAUACAUUUGCAAAGGUAAUUGGCCGUGGCAGGACGCUAAUGACUCAGCGUGUGAAAUAGCGCCGAUCAAACCAACAAAAGAGGACAAAUGCGAAUACGACGAAGUAUCCUCCACAUCAAUAUGGAUAACAUUAAAUGGCAACAACAGAUGGUUAUUCAAAACAAUCGAAAAUAGCUCAGCUCAUUUACAAUGCCCAUCAAAUAAAAAUGAAAUUCUCCAGUUACCCAAACAAGGGAUUUUAAAUCUGCAAACAGGCUGUAAAGCAAGAAUAAAAGGAACAACGCUAAUAGCCUCAAAUGAUCAACAGACGACAAAGAGAUGUACAGACCAAUGA